Ostrinia nubilalis (European corn borer) is the source of this 786-nucleotide messenger RNA. RefSeq lists its product as uncharacterized. Lineage: Eukaryota; Metazoa; Arthropoda; Insecta; Lepidoptera; Crambidae. Bases 1 to 786 code for a protein of 261 amino acids. The transcript has 9 exons. The record is from RefSeq and is a predicted model, not a curated record.
AUGCAGCUGUUCAAUAUCUUACAUACAGCACAGUACAACUGGCUGCAGCAGCCGCCGCCGCCCGAGGACUCCGCCGACGUCACCAUCGCGCGCCUGCCGUCCGGCGACCGCUCCGACAAGCUGCAGUACAACUGGCUGCAGCAGCCGCCGCCGCCCGAGGACUCCGCCGACGUCACCAUCGCGCGCCUGCCGUCCGGCGACCGCUCCGACAAGCUGCAGUACAACUGGCUGCAGCAGCCGCCGCCGCCCGAGGACUCCGCCGACGUCACCAUCGCGCGCCUGCCGUCCGGCGACCGCUCCGACAAGCUGCAGUACAACUGGCUGCAGCAGCCGCCGCCGCCCGAGGACUCCGCCGACGUCACCAUCGCGCGCCUGCCGUCCGGCGACCGCUCCGACAAGCUGCAGUACAACUGGCUGCAGCAGCCGCCGCCGCCCGAGGACUCCGCCGACGUCACCAUCGCGCGCCUGCCGUCCGGCGACCGCUCCGACAAGCUGCAGUACAACUGGCUGCAGCAGCCGCCGCCGCCCGAGGACUCCGCCGACGUCACCAUCGCGCGCCUGCCGUCCGGCGACCGCUCCGACAAGCUGAUCCCCCAAUCGCUGGUGCUGAGCCGGAGCUCGAGCAAGCGCAACAGCCCCAAGGCGAGCGCGCUGCCCGACGCGCGCCGCCCGCCGCCCAAGCUCGACAAGCCCGAUCCAGCGAGGAUAGGGUCGAAGGGUAACCACCUGUGGAUGGGACCUCCUUACCCGCCCCGUCGUUUGCCAAAGAAUAAAAAGACUGAUUAG